Molecule: messenger RNA, 1767 nt
Organism: Salvelinus fontinalis (brook trout)
Lineage: Eukaryota; Metazoa; Chordata; Actinopteri; Salmoniformes; Salmonidae
Product: profilin-3-like
Exons: 1
Coding region: 255-674 (139 amino acids)
Biological process (GO): regulation of actin filament polymerization; actin cytoskeleton organization; positive regulation of actin filament bundle assembly
Cellular component (GO): cytoplasm
Molecular function (GO): actin binding
Source: RefSeq, a predicted model, not a curated record
GGAUGAUGUUGUUGCAAAUAUAGAUAUUAGUCAGCCACAGCAUCCUUCAUUAGCUGUAGGCUUUGAUCUGCAUACAGGUUGCUAUGGAAAUGCCUUUAUCAAAAGAUUCUAUUGCUAUGGUAACACAGAAUUAGACAUUUUGCUAGCAAUCAAGCUUCUCUUUGUACUGUCAACACGACAAAACCAGAUACAGCUGAACAGUCAAAACAACUGCCAACAAACAACCCAUCUGUCAGCUGCUUGAUUGAACAAAGAUGGCAGAGUGGAGGGACUAUAUCAAAGCCACUCUGAAGGAGAAGUUUGUGGAGGACGUAGCCAUCGUUGGCCUGUACGACAACAAGGCCGUGUGGGCCUCCAAGCCUGGAGGUGUCCUGGCUGCCAUCUGCCCACUGGAAGUGGAGGCUCUGGUGGGCAAAGACAGAGGAAGUCUCCUGCAGGAGGGGGUCAGCGUUGGAGGUCGGAAGAUGGCAGUGAUACGAGACCAUAUGACAGGUCCUGAGACAGAGAUCCUAUUCAUUGACAUCCGGACCAAAGGCAGCGAGAGCUUGGCUCUCACGGUUGCCCUGACGACCAAGGCUCUGGUGUUUGUGAUGGGAAAACGAGGGGUGCAUGGCGGGAUAGUCAACAAGAAGGUGUGUGACAUGGCCAAGUACCUCCGCGAGAGGGGUGUGUGACAAUCUCCAUCCAUAUACUGGACCACUAUGUCAGGAGGCAGUGGAUGGGCUUUCCUGCCUUCAAAAUAUCUUUCUUUAAAGGUCCGAUGCAGACGUUUUAUCUCAAUAUCAAAUAAAUUCUGGGGAACAAUUUAAUACCGUACUUUGAUUGAUUUCAAUUAAAAUGGUCAAAAAUAAUCAAAAAUAGCUUCUUAGCAAAGAGCAAUUACUCAAGCAAGAAUUUUGCUAGGACUGUCUGGGAGUGGUCUGAGUGGUGAGGGGAAAUGGAAAACUAGCUGUUAUUGGCAGAGAGGUUUGGAACUCUCUUUCCUGUUCCUCUAUUAACUAAUUGAAUGCCUGGCGAUGUCACCAGAAAGACCUAAACUACAUCCCACCAAAACAGGCUGAAAUUGCAGGUGGUACUUUCAUGCAGCUGUUACAUUAAAAUGGCAUUAUGAUAAUUUUAUCAAUUUCACUGUAAUAUUCCAACCUCAUAGUGUGGAAAUACAGUUGAAGUCGGAAGUUUACAUACACUUAGGUUGGAGUCAUUAAAACUCGUUUUUCAACCACUCCACACAUUUCUUGUUAAAAACUAUAGUUUUGGCAAGUCGGUUAGGACAUCUACUUUGUGCAUGACACAAGUAAUUUUCCCAAACAAUUGUUUACAGAUGAUUUCACUUGUAAUUCACUGUAUCGCAAUGCCAGUGGGUCAGAAGUUUACAUACGCUAAGUUGACUGUGCCUUUAAACAGCUUAGAAAAUUCCAGAAAAUUAUGUCAUGGCUUUAGAAGCUUUUGAUAGGCUAAUUGACAUAAUUUGAGUCAAUUGGAGGUGUACCUGUGGAUGUAUUUCAAGGCCUACAUUCAAACUUAGUGCCUCUUUGCUUGACAUCAUGGGAAAAUCAAAAGAAAUCAGCCAAGAUCUCAGAAAAAAUAUUGUAGACCUCCACAAGUCUGGUUCACCCUUGGGAGCAAUUUCCAAGUGCCUGAAGGUACCACGUUCAUCUGUACAAACAAUAGUACGCAAGUAUAAACACCAUGGGACCACGCAGCCAUCAUACCGCUCAGGAAGGAGACGUGUUCUGUCUCCUAGAGGUGAUUGUACUUUGGUGCGAA